Molecule: messenger RNA, 444 nt
Organism: Ipomoea nil (Japanese morning glory)
Lineage: Eukaryota; Viridiplantae; Streptophyta; Magnoliopsida; Solanales; Convolvulaceae
Exons: 1
Coding region: 1-444 (147 amino acids)
Source: RefSeq, a predicted model, not a curated record
AUGACCACCACCAUCACGCACCACCAUCACUAUAAUCAUGACCAAGCUAUUGAUCUUGAGCCAAAGCUUACCUAUCAGGUUUACUGCCGAGCAGACUACAAAUACGCCCUAACCAUCCGUGAUAACAAGGUGAUUCUCGCCCCAUCCAAUCCCUCCGACCCUCGUCAGCACCGGUACAAGGAACACAAGUUCGGAACCCAGGUUAAGGAUGCAAUAGGCUUACCCAGUUUUGCUCUAGUGAACAAAGCUACCGGAGAAGCCAUCCAAUACGGCAUUGCCCGCGCUCAACCACCGGUACAGUUAGUGAAGUAUGAGGAGGCUAAUAAUGAUGAUUCCAUAUUGUGGAGUGAAGCUUGUAUCAAGGAUGAUGAUGGCGGGUAUAAAGCAAUUAGGAUAGUGAACAACAUUGGCAUGAACAUGGAUAUGCAUUUGGCGGUGGGGUAG